Messenger RNA from Gryllus bimaculatus (two-spotted cricket), 1820 nucleotides. Lineage: Eukaryota; Metazoa; Arthropoda; Insecta; Orthoptera; Gryllidae. The record is from the annotation of a GenBank genome assembly.
AUGGCUGACGAUACCGAACUCGAUUAUAACAUUAACUUUUUCGUGAAAUCUCAUUGCGGACUGAUAGAUGCCGAGUAUGAAGAAGAAAAACAGGAAUUUAAGUAUGACACUGCGAAACCAGAAGUAGGAAAUUUAGAAAAGAAAGGCGUUCUUAUAAAUGACUUAACAAUUAUUAAUGUCCGAAGCGAAUAUGGUUCGUGUAUUGUCGAGUUUGGAAAAACGUCAGUCGGUGACAUAGCAAGUGUUUGGUAUCAUAAUGAAGAUGAUGAAAAUAGGAAAACAUUUUUGGCAUCUGGCACUGUUAUAUUUGUUGGUGACAUAAUUAAAAUGUCAUUUGAUAACUCCAAUCCAUUUAACUGGGAUUAUGAAAAAUAUUUUAUUGUCAAAACACCAUCAGAUGUGACUUUCAAACGCAUGAAAAAUGCUCUGCAAAAUAUUAUUAAUCAUGCCCAUGGGAGAUGUUCUAUGAUAACCAAGCACUUGUUUGGAUUUACUAAAUUGGAGAAAUCUGCAAUAAGCCCUAAUUUUUUGAAUGAAAAGGGAACAGUGAAAUUUUACAACAAUAACCUACACAGUACACAGAAAGAAGCUAUCAAGUUUUGUUUAGAGCAAAGGAAUUUUGCAAUAGUUCAUGGACCACCUGGGACUGGAAAAACAACAGUGUUGAUUGAAAUUAUUUUACAGCUUGUUAAUACAGGCCACAAGGUACUGGUAUGUGCACCCUCGAAUAUUGCAGUUGAUACUUUAGUAGAGAGGUUGAAUGUCAUAAAGUCAAAAAUUAUUCGAGUGGGAAAAAUAGCUCGAAUGUUGGAAAGUAGUAAGAGCUCUUCUUUGGGAGCCGUCAUGUCUACAAGUGAUGAUGCACCAAUUUUAAAAGAUGUUAAAGAUGAAUUGGAACAACAUCAAAAAGAAUUAGAAAAGGCAAAACCUGGUGCUAAAGCAUAUUUACGUCAUGAAAUUAGAGAAUUGAAAAAAGAAUAUUACAGGCGGCAAUAUAAAGCCCUUCAAGAACUGCUGAAGAGGGCAAGUGUAGUAUUGACAACACUUACAUCAGCUAGUGAAGAUGGUGAUCUUAGAAAUGUGACCUAUGAGCACUUUGAUGUUGUAAUAAUUGAUGAGUGUUCACAGGCUAUUGAAGCUGCCUGUUGGAUUGCUAUUCCUAGGGCACCUAAACUUAUAAUUGCUGGUGAUCAUUUGCAAUUGCCUCCAACAAUCAAAAGCAAAACUGCAAGUGAUUGUGGUUUAGGUGUAUCAUUAAUGGAACGAGCUAUUUUAAGAAUGGGCCCAGAAUGUUUUAAGCUGCUAACACAUCAGUAUCGAAUGAACUCCUCUAUAAUGCAAUGGGUAUCUUCGUUUUAUAAUAAUCAGCUUGUUGCUGAUUCUUCUGUUGCUAACCGGUUAUUAAAAGAUCUUCCAAAUGUAAAGGAGACAGAAUUGACAGUUUUAGAUAUUGAAAGAAAUGGAAGAACAUGCCAAGAAGCAUUUGAAAGAAGAGGAGCAAUGAACUCUGUCGUCUAUUCAGUGUAGGCCUGCCUCUUCAGCUUGAGUAAUUUGCUUUUCAAAUCAAAUCUAUUUUCUCUUAAAAUGCUUAGACAAUUGAUCUUUUUAACAUGACUUCAUCUUUCAAAUGCACACAUAUUUCAUAUGUAUUUUAUUUUUGUUUAUUUUGCAACACCAACAUAUUUAUUGAGUAGAGAUUACAUUAAUUUGAUCCCUUCAGUGGUCAUGUUUGAAAGUUUGUGUUCAUAUAUCUGUUUAUAUGAACAUGAUUUACGUAAAUACAUCACAACAUAAAAUAUAUUUCAUUAUUUAACAUUUCC